AUGAUCGGUCACCUGCUCGACUAUGACUCCCUUCCAUCGACUGAGUCGAUGUUUUCGACAGGCUCCAUCGCCGCCACGAGCACCUGUAUCCUCCAACUUUCCCAUACUCAAUUCCGUCAUGAAAAUCGAGGAAGAGCAAAUGCCUGCAUUUGA
This is a messenger RNA of Aspergillus fumigatus Af293, 153 nucleotides long. RefSeq lists its product as uncharacterized. The transcript is spliced from 2 exons. The coding region runs from base 1 to 153 and encodes 50 amino acids. NCBI's taxonomy places the organism in Eukaryota, Fungi, Ascomycota, Eurotiomycetes, Eurotiales, Aspergillaceae. The record is from RefSeq and is a predicted model, not a curated record.